Molecule: messenger RNA, 610 nt
Organism: Drosophila rhopaloa
Lineage: Eukaryota; Metazoa; Arthropoda; Insecta; Diptera; Drosophilidae
Product: mitochondrial transcription rescue factor 1
Exons: 3
Coding region: 1-570 (189 amino acids)
Source: RefSeq, a predicted model, not a curated record
AUGCUCCGCAGUUUUCGUCAAAUAACUAGGAUAGGAAGAAGACUCACGUCUUCAAUUCCUACCAGCAGUCUGCUUAAAUUACCAGCGAAACCAGGUCUUCAGGCUUCUUUGCACACAAGCAGCACUGCAUGGAAAUACGACAAGAAAUCCUCGCGAGCGUCUGAUGAUUUGGACAGCGACGAUGAUGAUGAUGAGGAUUUCAAGGACGAAAGGGACUCCAAGGUGGUCAAGACGAAGGUGAACUCGCUACGUGCGGAUCUCCUGCUGAAAGCUGGCCUGGGCAUGGCGAGAAACAAAGUUGAACUCAAUUUCUAUGAGAGCAAAAUUCGAGUCAAUGGAAAAAAACUGCCCAAGAAGAGUGCACAGCUCGAAAUCGGCGAUGACAUCGAUGUGAUCAGGGGCUUCAGCCAGACGAAUCCCUCCCACCUGGUCGUGGCUCGCGUCUCAAUCCUCUCAGCCAAUGAACGUGAGGAAGGACUCAGCGUCCACCUGCGGCGAUAUAAAUCACUGCUGGUCGAGAAUUACCUGGGACCAAACGCCUUUAAAUCCUCAGAACACGUUGCUCACUAACCCAAGUCAGUAAUAAAUAUAUGAUGCUGCUAAGACCGUU